CAGUCAUUGCCAUUAAUAGAGACCUGAAACACCGCCUGCUAAAAAUAUCCGGUUGGAGACCCAUAAAAGCCCUAGCGGGGCCAGCCGCCCCACAUUCUCCGAACUUCAGCCAGACGCAUCCAACCGAGCUGAACCAGCAUGACUGAGCGCCGCGUGCCCUUCUCGCUCCUGCGGAGCCCCAGCUGGGACCCUUUCCGCGACUGGUACCCGCUCCACAGCCGCCUCUUCGACCAGGCCUUCGGGCUCCCCCGGCUGCCCGAGGAGUGGUCGCAGUGGUUCGGCCACAGCGGCUGGCCGGGCUACGUGCGGCCGCUCCCUGCAGCCGCGAUCGAGGGCGCCGGGCCCGUGGCCGUGGCCGCGCCUGCCUACAGCCGCGCGCUCAGCCGGCAACUCAGCAGCGGCGUCUCGGAGAUCCGGCAGACGUCCGACCGCUGGCGGGUGUCCCUGGACGUCAACCACUUCGCCCCCGAGGAGCUGACGGUCAAGACCAAGGACGGCGUGGUGGAGAUCACCGGCAAGCACGAAGAGCGACAGGACGAGCACGGCUACAUCUCCCGCUGCUUCACCCGGAAAUACACGCUGCCCCAGGGUGUGGACCCCACCCUGGUCUCCUCCUCCCUGUCCCCUGAGGGCACACUCACUGUGGAGGCCCCGAUGCCCAAGCCAGCCACCCAGUCUGCCGAGAUCACCAUUCCUGUCACCUUUGAGGCACGUGCCCAGCUUGGGAGUCCAGAAGCUGGGAAGUCCGAGCAGCCUGCUGCCAAGUAAAAGUCUCGACCUUGCUGCCCAAACACCCCCACACCCCAGUAGCCAUCGCUGGCCAUCCCCACUCACCAAUCUGUAUGCUCUUUUGAUACGUUUACCUUCAGUUUUUCUCAAAUAAAGUUCGAAGCAACCGCCA
Loxodonta africana (African savanna elephant) is the source of this 901-nucleotide messenger RNA. RefSeq names its product heat shock protein family B (small) member 1 (gene HSPB1). The transcript is spliced from 3 exons. Gene Ontology annotation, biological process: response to heat; protein refolding; negative regulation of apoptotic process. Gene Ontology annotation, cellular component: cytoplasm; nucleus. The record is from RefSeq and is a predicted model, not a curated record. The coding region runs from base 139 to 768 and encodes 209 amino acids. NCBI's taxonomy places the organism in Eukaryota, Metazoa, Chordata, Mammalia, Proboscidea, Elephantidae.